Molecule: messenger RNA, 1339 nt
Organism: Exophiala oligosperma
Lineage: Eukaryota; Fungi; Ascomycota; Eurotiomycetes; Chaetothyriales; Herpotrichiellaceae
Exons: 1
Coding region: 115-852 (245 amino acids)
Biological process (GO): phospholipid transport
Cellular component (GO): mitochondrial intermembrane space
Molecular function (GO): phosphatidic acid transfer activity
Source: RefSeq, a predicted model, not a curated record
UGGCAAUUGAUUGCCAGAGCUCACGCGAGUCGAUGAAAAAAGACCCUCGACCUGGUUGCCAACAUCAUCAUCCUUCUAAUAUUCUUUCCUUUCUCCUCCAUGUCUUAAGCCAAGAUGAAAUUCUACGAAAGUUCCUUCAAUUACGACUAUACAUUCCCUGCCGUGACCCUCGCAUAUUUCCUCCGGUAUCCGAAUCCUUACUCAAGGCAUGUCCUGAGCUCCGAUGUCAUUGAUCGCUAUGUCGAUCCGGAGACACAGCGAUUGCAUACUGUUCGAUUGCACCUGAAAAAGUCGAAAGUCCCUGCGGGCAUCUUGAAAUUCCUUCCACGUGGUCUCGCUGGACCCGGCGGCGCAAGUCAGAGUUACAUUCUUGAAAAAACCACAAUUGACGUUAAAGAGGGAUGGAUGGAGACCGAGUCCAAAAACAUGGAAUGGACCGGCAUACUGAGUGUCGUGGAACGUCAGAGCUUUCGACGUCAACGUUUGGUUGAUCUAGCAGAGGGCUCGAACAACGAUCUCGAACGUGCGAAAGAAACCACCUCAUGCAGGACCGUGGUGACGUUUGUCUCUCAUCUCGGUCAAGGCAAGCUUCUCAGCUGGAGACACAAAGACAAUCAUCAUGGAACACAAGAGGAAGAUGCGCCGAAACAAGGUUUCUUCGCCUCGCUGUCCACAUCAGGCAUUCAACGCACAGUUGAACUCAUUGGAGUUAAAAGGACGAAGUCGGCCCUUGUCAAUGGAAAGGAAGGAAUGAAUGUGGUGUUGGAGCGGCUCCGAAGCGGUGGGAUUGUGGGUGUCUUGGAGGGCAUGAGACGAGAUCGCUUGGAAACUGUCGCUGGAGAGGCACACUGAUGACCACUCCUCUGAUCAUGCACAAGGCAUGAUCGAGCAGCCUCGGUCAUAUUGUCUUGAUGUGUAUUACUAAUUUAGUUGUGAUUUAAGCAAGGCGCUGGGGUUUUGAUUGUGAGCGCUCUGCUUGUUUACGGCACGAAAAAUGUAUCCUAUUGCAGUGCUAUGUAGGUUGGUUGGUAGCUAUGGUAUGAAGGAAGCUAUGUCCACUCACACCGACCAUGUCUGCAACACCUGUCUGACCCAAUAAACACGAACGUCUCUGGCGGUGCAGGGUGAUCGCCUCUGUCCUCAAAUGCUAACAGAGCUUCGGCUCGCCCAGCGACCUCAGAGCACUUCUUCAUACGAAGGUGGAGGAUUAUCUCACAUUUAGCGAGUGGAUGUGAGGUCGGGGCGAUGAGUGCGAGUCACUGGUACCAUAGUAGGUAUAUCACGCUCUCCUUUCCCUCCUUAACAACCGAAAAUCUUCACCACAAGAUGAUUGAAAUUG